GACAAAAUUUUCCAAGAGGUGCGGAAGUACUUCUGGAGGAAAAAGAAUGUAUCUUGCAGCCUCUUUUGUUUUGGUAUUCCCUUUGUUCUUCUCUUUUCCUCUGCACAGUGUCACUACUCCAUGAAGAAGGCUGCCUCCUUCCUGGGUAUUGGUACAGAGAAUGUUUACUUCAUCAAAACAGAUGAAAGAGGUAAGAUGGUACCUGAGGAACUGGAGAAACAAGUCCAGCGGGCCAGGAAAGAGGGGUCAGCACCAUUUCUUGUUUGUGCUACAGCAGGCACAACAGUGCUGGGAGCAUUUGAUCCUCUGGAUAAAAUUGCUGAUAUCUGUGAAAAGCAUGGCCUCUGGCUUCAUGUUGACGCUUCCUGGGGUGGUUCAGCUUUGAUAUCAAGGAAGCAUUGCAGACUUCUUCAUGGCAUCCACAGGGCUGAUUCUGUUGCCUGGAAUCCCCAUAAAAUGCUGUUGGCAGGAAUCCAGUGCUGUGCUCUUCUGGUGAAAGACAACUCUGGCAUCCUGAAGAAAUGUUACUCUGCUGAGGCUGCAUACCUGUUCCAGCAGGACAAGUUCUAUGAUGUCAGCUAUGACACCGGUGACAAGUCCAUUCAGUGCAGCAGACGUCCGGAUGCAUUCAAAUUCUGGCUGAUGUGGAAAGCAUUAGGAACAACAGGGCUUGAGGAGAGAGUAAACAGGGCACUGGCAUUGGCUAGAUAUUUAGUGGAGGAGAUUAAAAAAAGAGAAGGAUUCCGGCUUCUUUUGGAGCCAGAGUAUGCGAAUGUCUGCUUCUGGUACAUUCCACCAAGCUUAAGAAAAAUGGAGGAUGGACCUGAAUUUUGGCAGAAGCUGCACCAGGUUGCUCCUAUAAUUAAAGAGAGGAUGAUGAAGAAGGGCAGCAUGAUGCUUGGGUACCAGCCUCACCAGGGCAAAGUCAACUUUUUCCGUCAGGUGGUGAUCAGUCCGCAAGUUAGCCGAGAGGACAUGGACUUCUUGCUGGAUGAAAUUGAACUUCUUGCUAAGGACUUGUAG
Acanthisitta chloris (rifleman) is the source of this 1023-nucleotide messenger RNA. RefSeq names its product glutamate decarboxylase-like 1 (gene GADL1). Gene Ontology annotation, cellular component: cytoplasm. Lineage: Eukaryota; Metazoa; Chordata; Aves; Passeriformes; Acanthisittidae. Gene Ontology annotation, molecular function: pyridoxal phosphate binding; carboxy-lyase activity. The record is from RefSeq and is a predicted model, not a curated record. Gene Ontology annotation, biological process: carboxylic acid metabolic process. The annotation marks the transcript as partial. The transcript is spliced from 10 exons.